UGUUGUUUUUCGCAGCAACAGUGAACGCGUCACGGGCCCCUGAUCCAUUGAUCGAGAGAUCCAGGCGCCGGUGGGACUCCUUACUGUUUCCACGCCUCCUACUUUCACUCCCAUUGUGGUGAAUCUCCGGCUCUCACACACUUUGCCAGACUUCCAGGAGUUGGAACGACGACUAGAGGAGGGAGCAACGCUGUGAAAGAAAGAAAAGGGAAAACCAGCAUAAACACAUCUACUUUUCCGCAUGGAUAUCCCUCGCUCUCCCCGGGGGACGUAAAGGAGGCGCGAUGGUUUGCAUUGCUGGGAGUACUUGAGGUUCUUGCCGGGGAGAAAGCACACUCGUACUCUCCGCUGGAAAGUUGUAAAAAGAAGUUCCCUUGAAGUUCUUGUUUGUUUGUUUGUUUGUUUGUUUUCCACCACCAGUUCAGUUCACACGCAGUGUUUCCUCCAGCGCUGUAAACCUCCUGCCAUCAUGGCGAGGCGGACUGCGGAGGCUCAGACGCCGAGGACUCGCGCUGCUUUCCGGGAUAAACACCUUCCCCUCCGCGGCGGCUCGGUGGCUUUUUCGUGGCGCCUCGCUUUGAUUUGCUCGGCUCUCUCUUGUGGAUACUGCGGAGCCGAGACGGAGUUUUCCAUCCUGGAAGAAGCGCAAGUUUUGGCGGAGCAAAUGAAAAAGCUGUCCUCACAGGAGCUGGGAGUUUUCACGAUGCAGAGGAUUUUCAACUCAUUCGUGUACACAGAGAAGACAUCAAACGGAGAGACAGAAGUUCAGCAGUUGGCCAAGAAGAUUCGCGAAAAGUUUAACCGCUACCUGGAUGUGGUGAACAGAAACAAGCAGGUGGUGGAGGCGUCCUACACGGCCCACCUCACCUCUCCGCUCACAGCGAUACAGGACUGCUGCUCCAUACCUGCAUCCAUGAUGGAGUUUGAUGGAAACUUCAAUACCAACGUGUCCAAGACCAUCUGCUGUGACAGACUUUCCCCCACAGUCAACAGCAGAGCAUUCAACCCAGGACGAGACCUCAACUCAGUGUUGGCGGACAACCUGAAGUCCAACCCAGGGAUAAAGUGGCAGUACUUCAGCUCAGAGGAGGGCAUAUUUACCGUCUUCCCCGCCCACAAGUUUCACUGCAAAGGAAACUACGAACAUCGCAGCCGGCCUGUGUACGUCUCUGCAGUGCGCCCACAAUCCAAGCACAUUGUGGUGAUGGUCGACCAUGGAGCAUCUAUAACAGAUUCACAGCUUCAGAUCGCCCGUGAUUCUGCUCUUGUGAUCCUUAAUUCCAUCGACGAACACGACAAGAUCUCCAUCCUGUCUGUGGCAGAGGCGGUCCGCUCCUGCUCUCUGGACCAGUGCUACAAGAGCCUGCUGUCUCCAGCCACUAGCGAGACUAAGAGGAAGAUGGGCACCUUUAUCUCUAACAUCAAGGCCUCUAAUGGAGCCACGCAGCAUGCAGCUGGCUUCCAGAAGGCUUUCCAGCUGCUCCGCAACACCAGCAGCCUCAGCAAGCAGAGCUCCACUACAGAUAUGGUCAUCAUCUACCUUUCAUCUGGCGUCACGUCUCGAGAGUCGUCCGAGCUGGAGAAGAGAGCGACGCUCAGCGUGGUUAGAGAGGAGAACCGGCACCUCAACAACUCCGUCAUGAUUCUCACUUACGCUCUUAUGAAUGAGGGAGUCACGGGCCUGAAGGAGCUGGCCUUCCUCAGAGACCUCGCCGAGCAGAAUUCCGUCAAGUACGGCGUCGACCGAGCGUUGGAACAGGAGCGUGCCUCGCCCAGAUCGGCCCCCAUGAUGCCGGUGGUGAAGGGCAGCAUGAUGGUGCUGAACCAGCUGAGCAACCUGGAGAUAUCAGUGGGACGCUUCUACAUCAACCUGCCCAACCGCAUGAUCGACUUGGUGCGCUUCAGCCUGCCCUACUCCGACCCCAUGGGGGACGGUUUCAUCAUGACUGUGAGCCGGCCCUGUUACUUCGGUAACCUGCUCCUCGGUGUGGUCGGAGUGGAUGUGAACCUGGCUUACAUCCUCGAGGACGUCACCUACUACCAAGACUCGCUGGCUUCUUAUACAUUUCUCAUUGACAACAAAGGUUACACCCUGAUGCACCCAUCUUUGACCAGACCAUACCUGAUGACAGAGCCGCCCCUGCAUACUGAUAUUAUCCACUACGAGAACAUCCCAGGAUUCCCUGUUGUCCGAAACAACAUCCUCAGCCUCCCUUUAGGCAGUCAGAUCAUUGCUGUGCCGGUCAACUCUUCCCUUUCCUGGCACACAAACCGGCUGAGGGACAACAGCAAAGAUGCAUACAAUGUCAGCUAUGCCUGGAAACUGGUCCAGGACACGUCUUUUAUUUUGUGCAUCGUGUACAUCCAGCCGGAGAUCCCAGUGAAGCAGCUGAAGAACCUGAACACGCCUCCCAGCUCUAAGCUGCUGUACCAUCGCUUAGACCUGCUGGGCCAACCCAGCUCCUGCCUGCACUUCAAGCAGCUCGCCACUGUUGAAUCCCCCACAGUGAUGCUGUCUGCUGGUAGCUUCUCCUCUCCGUAUGAACAUCUCAGUCAGCCGGAGACGAAGCGGAUGGUGGAGCACUACACGGCCUACCUCAGCGAUAACACCAGGCUUAUUGCCAAUCCAGGCCUCAAGUCCUCUGUCAGGAACGAGGUUAUGGCAACCAGUCAUGUUACGGAUGAGUGGAUGACACUAAUGGAAAUGAGUAGCCUCAACUGCUACAUUGUGCGCCGUUACAUAGCAACGCCCAGCGGGGUGCUCCGGAUUUACCCAGGAUCGCUGAUGGACAAAGCAUUCGACCCGACCCGCAGACAAUGGUACCAGCAUGCUGUGGCCAACCCAGGCCUCAUCACCUUCACUGGUCCCUACCUGGAUGUUGGCGGCGCAGGUUACGUCGUCACCAUCAGCCACACUAUUCAUGCCUCAAGCUCUCAGAUGGCCCCUGGGUAUGCAGUGGCAGUGAUGGGUAUAGACUUUACUCUUCGCUAUUUCUAUAAGGUCCUGCUGGAUCUGCUGCCCAUCUGCAACCAGGAUAAAGGCCAUAAGAUCAGGUGCUUUAUAAUGGAGGACAGAGGAUACCUGGUUGCUCACCCAACCCUCAUUGACCCGAAGGGUCAUGCCCCAGCAGAACAACAGCACAUCACUCACAAGGAGCCACUUGUGGCCAAUGACAUCCUGAACCAUCCAAACUUUGUCAAGAAAAAUCUUUGCAACAGCUUCAGCGACCGGACAGUGCAGCGCUUCUACAAGUUCAACACCAGCAUCGUGGGAGACCUGACCAACCUUGUCCAUGGCAGCCAUUGCUCCAAGUAUCGCCUGACUAGAAUCCCCGGCACCAAUGCAUUUGCUGGCAUCGUCAAUGAGACGUGUGACUCGCUGGCUUUCUGUGCCUGCAGCACGGUGGACCGCCUCUGCCUCAACUGCCACAGGAUGGAGCAGAAUGAGUGCGAGUGUCCUUGUGAGUGCCCUCUGGAGGUCAAUGAGUGCACAGGCAACCUCACCAAUGCUGAGAACAGGAACCCCAGCUGUGAGGUGCAUCAAGAACCAGUCAGCCUGAAUGUGAUUGAUCCCGGUCUGCAUGACACCCUGCCGCAGUGCAUCAACACCCGCUGCAGCCAGAGAUACUCCAGCAGUGACUGUUUCGGUGUGCUGGACUGUGAGUGGUGCAUGGUGGACAGCGAUGGUAAGACCCACCUGGACAAGCCGUACUGCGCUCUGCAGAAGGAGUGUUUUGGAGGCAUCGUUGGAGCCAAGAGUCCAUAUGCAGAUGGUCUGGGUCUUAUUGAUGAGGAAGUGGCAUCUUUGAACAUGAUCAAGAGCGCCCCUGUGGGUCCGGUCGCUGGGGGCAUCAUGGGAUGCAUCAUGGUGCUGGUGCUGGCCGUGUACGCCUACCGACAUCAGAUCCACAGACGCUCACACCAGCACAUGUCACCACUUGCUGCACAGGAAAUGUCUGUGAGAAUGUCCAACCUCGACAAUGAAAGAGACGAGAGAGACGAAGACAGUCAUGAAGACAGAGGAAUCAUCAGUAACACCAGAUUCAUAGCUGCAGUCAUUGAGAGACACACUCACAGUCCUGAACGGAGACGGAGGUACUGGGGCCGAUCGGGGACAGAGAGCGACCAUGGCUACAGCACCAUGAGUCCACAGGAGGACAGCGAGAAUCCGCCCGGAAACAACGACCCCCUCUCGGCAGGGGUCGACGUCGGUAACCACGACGACGACAUGGACCUGGACACGCCCCCUCAGACAGCCGCGCUGCUGAGCCACAAGUUCCACCCGUACCGACACGUCCACACCCACCACCACCCGCUGCACACACAGACGCAUCACCUGCAGGCCGCCGUGACCGUGCACAGCGUGGACGCAGAGUGCUGAUGCUCCAGGGGACUGAACUAGUUUUUAUCAAAAGACUAUUUUUGUAAAACAUUUGAGUUUAAUGAGACGAUUCACACUGUGUACUUCAAGGUUCAGACGAGUGGAGGAAGAUUACCACAGUUGGACCCAAUUCCUCAGAGCUGCUCGGAUUCUCACUCUGAAUUAUGAAUGAUGCCGCAAUGUGUCGUUGUGGCAACAUCUUCUUUCUCUCAUCCCCUCUUUAAUUCAGCCGAACUUAAAGCACAUGCAAAAGGCAGACCUGGGCCACUACAUGUAAGCAGUUGGAUUUCCAGUUUUUUUCCUUUGAAGGAUUCAGAACUCAGUUUUAACGAGAACAGGAGACAACUGGAACCCAAAAACUUUGAGCAGAGACACAAAUCUUUCAAGGUUGGGUCCAGUAUGGACUUUUCUUGGCUAUAAAUCCAGCCCAAAGUAGGUGGCACCUCUGCAAAGGGCCAUUGCCCAGAGAUCCAGGAAGGGCACAGUAGAGGGCAGCAUCUCUGAAAAACAGAAAAAUAUAUAUUUUUUCUCCCUAACAAAGAGCUGAGUCUAGUGGAACUCUAACGAUACUUUUCUCUCAACUUUCUGGUCUCCAGAGUUCGUUUAUCUGGGAGUUGUAGCCUUUCUCCUAAAAAGAGGCUUCUGGUGUCAUCCAACAUGCCGUCGGGUGGUACCUGAACACUUUCAUGAAUGUUUGUGAAUAUCAGCGUAGGGAAGAAAAUGCUUCAACAUUUUGCAUAAAUACAUAAAAAA
Messenger RNA from Poecilia latipinna (sailfin molly), 5134 nucleotides. RefSeq names its product cache domain containing 1 (gene cachd1). NCBI's taxonomy places the organism in Eukaryota, Metazoa, Chordata, Actinopteri, Cyprinodontiformes, Poeciliidae. Bases 470 to 4381 code for a protein of 1303 amino acids. The record is from RefSeq and is a predicted model, not a curated record. The transcript is spliced from 27 exons. Gene Ontology annotation, molecular function: voltage-gated calcium channel activity. Gene Ontology annotation, cellular component: voltage-gated calcium channel complex.